AAGUAGUUUUGUCCUAUGCUCACGAACGCACCAUGUAACCCAUGCCUUCAACGUCGACUUCCAACAUUCUGGAGUGAUUCGUGGUGUUCUGAGUCCAGUCCGAGGCACUCCCUGUGCAAAAAAAAAUAUAACAAACUCACAGGAAACCUCAGGAGAACUGUCCCAAGUCCCAACAUGCCAAACUCCACUCCUGGUGAUCCCGGUUUGACGGUUUCGGAUCCGCAGCACUCCCAGAAGCUCCUGAGAGUUCUUCGUACGUUCUGGCAGGAGCAAAGCUUCCACGAUGCGCUCUUGGUGGUGGAUGGAGAGGAGCUCCCGGUACAGAAGAACAUCCUGGCUGCAGCCAGCCCUUACAUCAGAACCAAACUCAACUACAAUCCUCCUAAAGAAGAUGGGUCGACCUACAGAAUUGAACUGCAGGGAGUCUCCAUGGCCAUUAUGAAACAGAUUCUGGACUACAUCUUCAGCGGUGAGAUCAGCCUGAGCGAGGAAACCAUUCAGGGCAUGGUGCAGUCGUCCGACCUGCUCCUCAUGACCGACCUGAAGUCACUCUGCUGCCAGUUCUUGGAGAGCUGCAUCACGGCAGAGAACUGCAUCGGCAUCCGCCUCUUCUCGUUGCAUUACUGUCUGCAGCAUGUCCACUACGUGGCCACGGAGUUCCUGCAGACCCACUUCCGUGACGUGGUGCUCACCGAGGAGUUCAGGGAGCUGCCCCACAGCCGGCUGUGUGAGCUGCUGAGCAUGGAGAAGCUCAACGUGGGCAAUGAGAAGCAUGUGUUGGAAGCUGCGGUGCGAUGGUUCACCCACGACCCGGACGAGCGCAGGGUCCACAUGAAGGAAGUGAUGUCGGCCGUGUGGAUGCAGGGCUUGGACCUGAGCUAUCUGAGAGAACAGAGCAUGGGAGAGCCGCUGAUGAGGGAGGUGAUCCGGGAAUUCUGCCAGAAGGUUCUGACAGAGGAUCCACCGCAGGGCGAGGCCAUGCUGACCGCCUUCAAACCCCGAGGUUACUCUGAGUGUAUUGUCCUCGUAGGAGGAGAAGAUCGAAGAACCAGGAAGCCCACUGCUGUGACCCGCUGCAUGUGCCCAUUGUACGACACCAACAGGCAGAAGUGGAUCGAGCUGCAGCCAAUGAGUGUGGCUCGUCUUGGACACGGGGUGGUCGCCGCAGAGGGGUUUCUCUUUGUGAUGGGGGGAACAGAUGAAAACAAAACGGUACUGGACACUGGAGAGAAAUACGACCCUGACUCCAACUCCUGGAGCCCCAUCCCCCCGAUGCUGCAGCCUCGUCAGAACUUUGGCGUGGUGGAGGUGGACGGGCUGAUCUACGUGCUGGGAGGAGAAGCCGAAGACAUAGCACUGACCACGGUGGAAGUUUUUGACCCACAUUUUAGCUCCUGGAAGUUACAGACGAGCAUGACGAUGAUCCGGAAGGUGGGCUGCUACGCCUCCAUGAAUAAGAAGAUCUACGCCAUCGGCGGAGGCUCCUACGGGAAGCUGUUUGACUCUGUUGAAAGCUUUGACCCAAAAACCCAACAGUGGACGGGCCUGUGUCCUCUGAAGGAGAGACGGUUCGGUUCGGUGGCCUGUGGUGUCAGUGAGGAGCUGUAUGUGUUCGGUGGAGUCAGAAGCCAAGAGAGCGAGAACCCUGAGCAAAGACAGAUGAUGACCUGCAAGUCUGAGUUCUACCACGACGAGAUGAGAAGGUGGAUGUUCCUAGAUGACCAGAACCUGUGCAUUCCAGCCAGCUCAUCCUUCGUGUAUGGGGCUGUUCCGAUCGGGGCGAGCAUCUACGUGGUGGGAGACCUGGAUACGGGGACGAGCUUUGACUACAUCCGAGAGUUUCGCCGCAGUACAGGGACGUGGCACCGCACCAAGCCCAUGUUACCCACGGACCUCUCCAAAACGGCCUGCGCUGCCCUACGCAUCGCCAACUGUCGCCUGUUCCGCCUCCAGCUGACCCAGGGAAUGUUCCCGAUCAGGUUGUGAGGCUCGGCACCCCAGGACAGCAACCUCCACGUCCUUUACUCACUGCUGCCCCCUACCUCCUGAUCCGGGAUGGGCGUACAAGAAAACUCUAGAUGUUGGGGAUCAUGGGUCUUUACUCUUUGACUUGAUGCAUCAAAAACUCAUGAAAACUAGUUUUUUCAUGGUUUUUUGUAGGAAUUUUAAAGUAUUUUCUGUUUAUCUUGGAACUUUAUUUUUCUGUGGUCUUUUGAAGGUCAUUCCUCAUUUUUUACCUGUUUACUGAUGGCUCGGGGAGAGAUUGAACACUAAGAUUAUCAAUGAAAUUAUGAUAUACGCUUAAUUUAGAGGAGAUUUUUGUCCUGCAGUGCAGUUUGUCUGAAGUAAGUGAUAUUUCCGAGGUAUUCUUAAAAUUAUCGUCUCAUGCUUCAUGAUAAAUGCUUUAAAACUAAAUGUUGACGAUUUAUUAAUGCACAGAAGGUAAGAUUUGUGUGUUUGUUGUUUUUUAAUUUCAGUAUUGUAGCUGGGGCAGGAUCAUAACAGCUCGUUAAAGCAGGAUUGGGAUUUAAGGGGUUAUGGUAAUAUUUAUUUUUAUACAAGACAUUUUAAAGUGAAGCUUUUAACGCAGCUUUUCUCUGAAAAUCCAACUAGAAACUUCAGAAAAUGACGAGUCACUGGUUGCUAUGGUGAUUUCCGCCUUUCCUACGCAGCAGUGGAAAACCCGCCAGAUGAUAUUUUUCAACAGAGGCCAAAUUUAAGCCUGAAAUAAACAGCCACUCUAUGGAAAUGGUACAUCGUAUCCAAAUCGUCUUGACCUGUGAGUGUCAGAACCUUCUGGUGGCGACACAGGUACAUUUUUAUGCAUCUACGGGGUUUUAGAAAGGAGAUAUGAAAGAGUUAAGAGAUAGCAGAAAUAUAAUGAGAGUGAAUGAGAGUUUGUGCUCUCUGGAAAACUGUUUGUCCUGCAGCAGUGGGAGACACGCUGGGUGAAAGUAGACAGAAAUACCUUCGUUUUGAUGUAUAAACUGUACAUGUGGAGAUGAAACUGUUGACAUGACUGUGGUUUAAAUCAAAGAGUUUCUGAAUUCAUCCUGGCCUGAUUUUAUCUGGUAAAAACUGAUAAUGUUUUAAUAAUUAUGCAGCUUUUUAGUCUCAGAUUUAUUGUUUUUCUUGCCCAAGCUAACGCUUUAAAACUAUUUUGUGAUUUGAACCUGGCUUUAUUGUACCAGUUAAUCUUAAAUAAAUAGUUUUUUGCAGAGAGAUGUUAUCUGCCUAAAAGAAAUAUGGAAAUGGGUUGCAUAUUUGAAAGAAAUUGAUGGCUUAUUAGAAAGAAUAUCUUAACAAAAACUAUAAUUGAGGCUGUUAAAAUAUCUGUUUAAAAGAAACAGACUUUUAUUAAAAGCAUUCAGAUGUG
Molecule: messenger RNA, 3376 nt
Organism: Girardinichthys multiradiatus
Lineage: Eukaryota; Metazoa; Chordata; Actinopteri; Cyprinodontiformes; Goodeidae
Gene: gan
Product: gigaxonin
Exons: 13
Coding region: 16-1986 (656 amino acids)
Biological process (GO): cytoskeleton organization
Molecular function (GO): protein binding
Source: RefSeq, a predicted model, not a curated record